Molecule: messenger RNA, 971 nt
Organism: Portunus trituberculatus (swimming crab)
Lineage: Eukaryota; Metazoa; Arthropoda; Malacostraca; Decapoda; Portunidae
Exons: 2
Coding region: 70-858 (262 amino acids)
Cellular component (GO): chitin-based extracellular matrix
Molecular function (GO): structural constituent of chitin-based larval cuticle
Source: RefSeq, a predicted model, not a curated record
GUAUAUAAAGUGGCGCUUCAUCCAGGCAGCGCCACACUCGUCGUCCCCGCCGCCGCCGCCGCCGCCGCCAUGAAGGUUCUGCUUGCUGCCGUAGUUGUGGUGUGCUGCAGUGCCACACCAGUGCGACACAAACUAUGGAAGACUUACCUCUACUUUGAGAACACAAAUCCAGCAGUGGUCAAGAUUCCAAAGCCAGACAUCAACCUCGUGGAGACUUUCGAUACGCAGCGUGUUUCCGGUGUCGUAUCGGGCCCCGCGGUGGAGUCCCCAGUGCCCUCUCCCGUUCUAGUUAAGCGUCUCGAUGCACCUCCCACCGAGGAGGAAGUGCGUCUUACUCCCGUCCUUCAGAAAUCUCCUAUUCCAGUCCCAGUCCCCGUCCUCCUCACACUGGAGCCUGUCGAGGGUCCCGAAGACAAUACAGUCUCAGUUCCUGGAAAGGAAUUGGUUGCUGACGAACUAGCCGACGCUCAAGUGGUUGCAGUUGGUACUCCCGUGGUGGUGGUGGCUGCACCAGAACCCCUGGAAGCUCCAGAGCCGCCUAUGCCUUCUCUUAGUAUACCCUUCGUGGGGGGUCAGUUCCACGCUCAGGACGAGCUCAAGCAGUACUCCUUCGGCCACUGGGGAGGUCCCAGCACCCGCGUGGAGAGCAGGGACGCCAUGGGACGCACCAAGGGAAGCUUCGCCUACGUCAAUCCCGACGGAGACGUGCACGUAAGAAAAUACUCUGCAGCUCCCACCGUAGGCUUCAAGGUGGCCGCCUCAGACCUGCCCGACGACACGCCCGAGGUGGCCAGACUGAAGGCCGCCCAUGAACAGGCUCAUCUUGCCUUUUUGUCUUUUAAAGAGGAAAUGGCUUGAACCUUUGACUCUUGUACAUAAUGUUGAUAGCAAACCGUGUGUAUGGUAAAUGAAUAUAUGAUAUGUAGUGUUGAUAGCAUGUUGUGCGUUAUGAAUAAAUGUAUGAUGUAGAA